Haemorhous mexicanus (house finch) is the source of this 1320-nucleotide messenger RNA. It is a transcript of the gene CHST8, whose product is annotated as carbohydrate sulfotransferase 8. Gene Ontology annotation, biological process: carbohydrate biosynthetic process; proteoglycan biosynthetic process. The coding region runs from base 1 to 1161 and encodes 386 amino acids. Gene Ontology annotation, molecular function: sulfotransferase activity. The record is from RefSeq and is a predicted model, not a curated record. NCBI's taxonomy places the organism in Eukaryota, Metazoa, Chordata, Aves, Passeriformes, Fringillidae. The transcript has 2 exons. Gene Ontology annotation, cellular component: membrane.
AUGUCAUGGCAGGACUGUGUUUCCAGCAAUAACCAGGACAGAAGAUUAAGAAAAAGUACUGCAGACAGAGCAGCAACAGUUAAGCAGAGUGAUUCAUUGGAGCCAUCUGAAAGUGUGCCCACCAAGCUUCAAAGCACCGACAGAAGGCAAAGCAGCAUCAUGUUUGCUAUGAAAGAUCAGCAGAAAGGUGAAGAAAUUAAUUCCAUCAAGCUCCAUAAACGCAGGAGGAGGUUUAUCAUUAAAAAGAGCCCAAUUCUGAUUUCCAUGAACAGCUCCAUUCUCAACCUGCCCACGCUCAAAUACGAGGACAGGAACAACAGCAAGUGGAAAAGUCUCUAUCAGAUCCAAGGAGAAAGGAAGCGGAUUAUGAGGGAAACUUGCUCAAAAUACAAGAGUAACAACAGAAGAAUAAUCACUCCUUAUCACGUGUCUAGGAUAUUUGUAGAGGAUAAAUACAGGGUUCUGUACUGUGAGGUGCCAAAAGCUGGCUGCUCUAACUGGAAGCGGGUGCUGAUGGUGCUGAACGGGCUGGCCUCCUCCACAAAGGACAUCCAGCACAACACCGUGCACUACGGAAACUACCUGAAAAGGCUGGAUGGCUUUGACCACAAGGGGAUCUACCACAGGCUCAGCACUUACACAAAAAUGCUGUUUAUUCGUGAGCCCUUUGAAAAGCUGGUGUCUGCAUUUCGGGACAAGUUUGAACAUCCCAACAACUACUACCACCCGGUCUUUGGGAAAGCCAUCAUUUCCAGGUACCGUGUCAAUGCCACCAAAGAAGCUCUAAGGACAGGCUCUGGAGUCAAGUUUAAAGAGUUCAUUCAGUAUCUGCUGGAUGUACACAGGCCAGUGGGGAUGGAUAUUCACUGGGAUCAUGUCAACAGGCUGUGCAGCCCGUGUUUAAUAGACUACGACUUCGUUGGGAAAUUUGAAAGUAUGGAAGAAGAUGCAAACUUUUUCUUGCACUUAAUUGGUGCUCCACAAAAUUUAACUUUCCCCAAGUUUAAAGAUCGUCACUCCAAUGAAGAAAGAACUACCACUAAAAUUACCCAACAGUAUUUUGCACAGCUUUCUCCUUCUCAACGACAGCAAAGCUAUGACUUUUACUAUAUGGAUUACUUGAUGUUCAACUACUCCAAACCUUUUGAAGAUUUAUAUUAAUUUGAGGGCCUAGAUAUUUCCACAGUCACAUCAGUUGAAUUGUGUGACAAAUUCAGGUGGCAUCUGUUUAUAUGUACUUACCUGCUAGCAAACAAUUGGUUGAAGAGCAGGGAAAAAUGCAAACCAGAAUAUAAACAGAUGUUUACACCUUCACCUUAA